Messenger RNA from Anopheles marshallii, 927 nucleotides. RefSeq names its product tRNA (adenine(58)-N(1))-methyltransferase catalytic subunit TRMT61A (gene Trmt61). The coding region runs from base 1 to 927 and encodes 308 amino acids. Gene Ontology annotation, biological process: tRNA methylation. Lineage: Eukaryota; Metazoa; Arthropoda; Insecta; Diptera; Culicidae. The transcript is spliced from 3 exons. Gene Ontology annotation, cellular component: nucleus; tRNA (m1A) methyltransferase complex. The record is from RefSeq and is a predicted model, not a curated record.
AUGAGUUUCGCCGGUCCGAAAGAAGUCAUAGCUGAAGGUGAUACCGUUGUGCUGUAUCUAACACCAGCCGCAAUGCACACGAUCGAUGCGGUGCCACAGAUACGCAACAAAAAGAACGAAAUGAUCGAGUACGUGUUCCAAACGAGUUUCGGUGCGUUAAAGGUGCGCGAUCUAAUCGGAGCCCGGUAUGGUUCACGCGUUCAACUCACGAAGGGCUGGGCGCACGUCCUACAACCGAACCCGGAGCUGUGGACUCAAACACUUCCACACCGCACACAGAUUCUCUACACGCCCGACAUCAGCAUGAUACUGUAUCAGCUGGAAGUGCGACCGGGAAGCAUCGUGAUCGAGUCCGGUACCGGUUCCGGUUCACUAUCGCAUUACUUUCUGCGCGCCAUUCGUCCGUCGGGCCACCUGCACACAUUCGAUUUCCACGAGGAGCGUGUUCUAAAGGCGCGUGAAGAGUUUGUCGCCCAUGGACUAGGCGAUAAUGUGACCGUGCGACAAAGGGAUGUGUGCGAACAGGGAUUCGGCGACGAGCUGAACGGUGUAGCGGAUGCCGUGUUUCUGGAUCUACCGGCACCACAGCUCGCCGUCCCCCAUGCGGCAAAAGCACUGAAAGAUGAAGGUGGUCGCAUAUGUUCAUUUUCACCCUGUAUCGAACAGUCGAUGCGAGUCUGCGAGGCGCUUGGCAAGUGUGGUUUCAUCGAGGUGCAGAACAUUGAAGUGCUCCAAAUCGAGGAUAUCGUCCGUACUCGUAAUGUUCCCGUAAUUGAGCUAGAUUUUCUCAAAACGAAGGAGACGGAGAAGGAUAUGAAAACGCCACGGGAAAACAAAAAGUACAUAACCUCGUCCGCACCGCAUACGAUGGCCGGUCACACCGGGUACUUAACGAUCGCCGAAUUGCCACCGCUCUUUGCCCGGUAA